This is a messenger RNA of Syngnathus typhle (broad-nosed pipefish), 1194 nucleotides long. RefSeq names its product nuclear receptor subfamily 2, group E, member 1 (gene nr2e1). NCBI's taxonomy places the organism in Eukaryota, Metazoa, Chordata, Actinopteri, Syngnathiformes, Syngnathidae. Bases 1 to 1194 code for a protein of 397 amino acids. The transcript is spliced from 9 exons. Gene Ontology annotation, molecular function: RNA polymerase II cis-regulatory region sequence-specific DNA binding; zinc ion binding; nuclear receptor activity. The record is from RefSeq and is a predicted model, not a curated record. Gene Ontology annotation, biological process: cell differentiation; anatomical structure development; negative regulation of transcription by RNA polymerase II.
AUGAUGAGCAAACCUGCCGGCUCAACAAGUGGCUGUUUGGAUAUUCUCAAUGUCAAGUCAAGUCGCAUUUUGGACAUCCCGUGCAAAGUGUGCGGAGACCGCAGUUCGGGCAAGCACUACGGCGUCUACGCCUGCGACGGCUGCUCGGGCUUCUUCAAAAGGAGCAUUCGCCGAAAUAGAACUUACGUGUGCAAGUCUGGCUCUCAGGGUGGGUGUCCUGUAGACAAAACUCACAGAAACCAGUGCAGAGCAUGCCGCUUGAAAAAGUGCCUGGAAGUCAACAUGAAUAAAGACGCCGUCCAACACGAGAGGGGACCCCGAACGUCCACCAUCCGAAAACAGGUGGCCCUGUAUUUCCGAGGUCAUAAAGAGGUCAAUGGGUCGUCUACGCAUUUCCCAGGCUCUUCCCUGCCGGGGCCCCCCUUCUUCACCACAGUCACACAACUGGAGCCUCACAAUUUGGAUAUGAGUACGGUGGCUAGCACACCAGAGAGGCAGGCCAUCGUGGGCCUGGCACAGCCAACCCCAAAGUACCCCCACGAAGUCAGCGCCACCCCCAUGUACCUGUACGAGGUGGCCACGGAGUCGGUCUGCGAGUCAGCCGCCCGCCUCCUUUUCAUGAGCAUCAAGUGGGCCAAAAGUGUGCCGGCCUUUUCUACGCUGCCCUUAUCUGACCAGUUGAUUCUGUUGGAAGACGCAUGGAGGGAAUUAUUUGUGCUGGGCAUUGCGCAGUGGGCUAUUCCUGUGGACUCUACGACUUUACUUGCCGUUUCUGGGAUGAACGGCGAAAACACGGAAUCCCAGCGGAUGAACAAGAUCAUGUCCGAGAUCCAAGCGCUUCAAGAGGUGGUCACCAGGUUCCGACAGAUGCGCCUGGACGCAACAGAGUUUGCCUGUUUGAAAUGUAUCGUGACGUUCAAAGCCGUCCCAACACAGGGGGGUGGAGAGUUGAGAAAUUUCCGCAACGCCAGUGCCAUCGCUGCGCUACAGGAUGAGGCACAGCUUACACUCAACAGCUACAUACACACCAGGUACCCAACUCAACCGUGUCGUUUCGGCAAGCUACUGCUGCUCCUGCCUUCCUUGCGCUCCGUCAGCCCGUCCACCAUCGAGGAGGUUUUCUUCAAGAAGACCAUCGGCAACGUGCCCAUUACCAGGCUUCUGUCCGACAUGUACAAAUCCAGCGACAUAUGA